Coprinopsis cinerea okayama7#130 is the source of this 231-nucleotide messenger RNA. RefSeq lists its product as hypothetical. The record is from RefSeq and is a predicted model, not a curated record. Lineage: Eukaryota; Fungi; Basidiomycota; Agaricomycetes; Agaricales; Psathyrellaceae. The transcript has a single exon. Bases 1 to 231 code for a protein of 76 amino acids.
AUGCUGUGGUUGGUCAUUGACAACAACAACGUCAGCAACAGCGUCAAGAGAGUCCAGAUCGAGACGCACGUUCAACAACACCGCCGCGGGGUGGCUGUGCCCCAUCAGCGGUAUCAGCGCCAGGGCUCCAACCCAGCAGCUAAAUGGACGUCAGCCAGCAAGCCUCGCUUGGCUUUCAUUCAAACCGCCACCAACCAACCCACCGCCCACCCACCUGUCCUCCACCCAUAA